This is a messenger RNA of Miscanthus lutarioriparius, 1095 nucleotides long. NCBI's taxonomy places the organism in Eukaryota, Viridiplantae, Streptophyta, Magnoliopsida, Poales, Poaceae. The record is from the annotation of a GenBank genome assembly.
AUGGCGGCCGCUUCGAAGAGCGGUGGUCCGGCGGUCGGCAUCGACCUCGGUACGACUUACUCGUGCGUGGCCGUGUGGCGGCACGACCGCGGCGAGGUCAUCGCCAACGACCAGGGCAACCGCCUCACGCCAUCCUGCGUGGCCUUCACCAGCACCGAGAGGCUCGUCGGCGAGGCGGCCGUGAACCAGGCCGCCCUGAACCCCAUGAACACCAUCCUCGCAUCAAGUCUGUACAAGAAGAUGUCAAGUUGUGGCCUUUUCAAAGUCGUCGCAGGUAAUGACGAACGGCCAAUGAUCGUUGUGCAGCAUGAAGGCAAGGAGAAGCAAUUCAUGCCUGAGCAGAUCUCCUCCAUGGUGCUGGUCAAGAUGAGAGAGACAGCCGAGGUAUAUCUCGGUAAAAAGAUCAAGAACGCUGUCAUCACCGUGCUUGUCUACUUCAACAACUCCCAGCGCCAGCCUACCAUUGACGCCGGUGCCAUUGCCGGCCUAAAUGUCAUGCGCAUUAUCAAUGAGCCAACCGCCGCUGCCCUUGCAUAUGGUCUUGAGAAGAUGCCAGUCAGCAGCAAACGAAGGACAGUGCUCGUUUUUUAUCUUGGUGGUGGUACCUUUGAUGUCUCCCUCCUCAACAUUGAUCCGGGAGUCGGCAUCGAUAAGGGUCUCUUUGAGGUGGUGGCCAUCGCCGGUGACACUCACCUUGGCGGGGCGGACUUCGACAACGAGAUGGUGAAAUACUCUCUCCGGGAAUUUACACGGAAACACGGGAGGAUGGACAUCCAUAGCAACCAGAAGGCGCUUCGGCGGCUGAGGACUGCCUGCGAGAGAGCAAAGAGGAUGCUGUCUUCCACCGCACAGACCACCAUUGAGGUCGACUCACUCCAUGACGGCAUUGACUUCUGCACCACCAUCACCCGAUCUCGAUUCGAGGAGCUCAACAAGGAUCUUUUCAGCAAGUGCAUGAAAGCUCUGGAUAAGUGCUUAUGUGAUGCCAAGAUGGACGAGAGCAGCGUCCACGACGUCGUCCUCGUGGGCGGCUCCACCCGUAUCCCCAAGGUGCAGAGCAUGCUUCGGGAUUUCUUCUAUGGGAAGGAGCUUUAG